This is a messenger RNA of Apis florea (little honeybee), 2306 nucleotides long. It is a transcript of the gene dlp, whose product is annotated as glypican dally-like. Lineage: Eukaryota; Metazoa; Arthropoda; Insecta; Hymenoptera; Apidae. Gene Ontology annotation, biological process: cell migration; regulation of protein localization to membrane; regulation of signal transduction. The record is from RefSeq and is a predicted model, not a curated record. Gene Ontology annotation, cellular component: extracellular region; plasma membrane; cell surface.
CGAUAGGAUAAUUUCCCUUUAUAUAGAUAUUGCAAUCGAACUUUAACUGUAACUUUAGCCACGUAUAGCGAUACGAAGGAAAGAUAUACGCGAAUGCGUGUUUGAAAUUGCUCCGUCGAAACGAGGCUGCCUCGUUACGAAACGUGUGCACCUUUUAGUUAUUUUCAUCUCGUUAUAGACGCAUAAUCUUAGCUAUUUUUCUUCCAUAUCUUUUUCUUUCCACAGUAAUUACAAUCGAUCGCAAAAAACCUGUCUCAAAGUAGUUUCUGACAAGCGAAAGAAAGAAAGAAAGAAAAAUAUCACGUUGACCAAACCGCAAAAAUAUGUCGUCUCGGGGGAAAAGGGAAGGAUCGAAAAAAAUGAAGAGAUGCCACCGUGAGUUAUUUGACGACACUGUAGACACCGUGGUGGCGCACGCAAGUCGAAUGGAAAGACCGUGGUGUUGGUACGUGCACGUGAAACAUCGGCCCCUUUGAUAUGGCAAACGAGACGCGUGGGUUGCGCGUUCGUCGACUGAAGAAUGCACCUUGUUUGCCCAGCAAAGGAGCUGAAAGUAUGCGGGAGCGUGAGAAGCGGCGGCGAGGUGUGCUGUUCCGCGGACAUGGAGGUGAGACUGCAGGCGAGGGCACGUGACAAACAUGAGAAAGCCACCAAAGAAACUCUUCAACGGUUGCACCAAGUCCUGUCCACGAGAGGGUCCAGGUUCCACAGCUUCUUCAAGGAUCUCUUCGCCAAUAGCAAGAGGGUCUUUCACGAGAUGUUUAAGAAGACUUACGGUACCCUCUACGAGCAGAAUGCGUACGUGUUCACGGACUUAUUCAAGGAAUUGGAGAAUUAUUACGCCAAGGGAACGGUGGAUCUCGACGACACCAUGGACAAUUUCUUCAACACCCUCUAUCAGAAAAUGUUCACCGUGUUGAACAGCCAGUACAAUUUCGACAAUAAGUACAUGGAAUGCGUAGGAGAGCACAUGAAAGAGAUAAGACCGUUCGGCGAUGCCCCGCAGAAACUCGGGGUGCAGAUCAAGAGAUCGUUCGUCGCUACGAGGGCGUUCAGCCAAGCCUUGACCGUAGCUGCCGACGUCUUGAAGAACAUGCAAUCGUUGAAGCCAUCGGCGGAGUGUGCAGCCGCGCUCACGAGGAUGACCGUCUGCCCUUCGUGCAGCGGGAUCGCCGGCAACGUGUUGGCGUGCGGCGACAUGUGUGCCAACGUGAUGAAGGGUUGCCUUGCUCAGCAUGCGGCUCUGGACACUGAAUGGAAUCACUUCGUCGAGGCCGUGGACAAAGUGGCCGACCGGCUGUUGGGUCCUUUCAACAUCGAGAUGCUGGUACGACCGCUCAACUUGAAAAUCUCGGAGGCGAUCAUGAACUUUCAAGAGAACAGUAACGACGUCUCUCAAAGGGUGUUCACAGGCUGCGGUCGGCCCGUGUUGGGCAGGCGCAGACGUCGGGACAAUCGGGAAUUGGAGCUGGAAUCGUUGAAUUUCGAUCAGGACACGUUGACGGACGAUCGCGUCUCGGCCGCUGCCAUUCUCGACAAAUUGGUGAAAGAGACGCGGCAGAGAGUAAGAGAUUCGAGGCAAUUUUGGGUUUAUCUGCCUUACAAGAUUUGCAACGACGGCCUUGUCGUGCCUCCUAGCAACACCAAGGAAUGCUGGAACGGCACGCACGUCGACAAAUAUAUUUAUCCGGUGUCGUCGAAUGGCGAGGACCAGAAAUUGAAUCCAGAAGUGCUUAGCACGGGAUCAAGACCGACAAUCGUUAGGGACCAAGUGUUCGCGUUGACCACCAUCACGAAUAGACUGAAAUCCGCGUACAAUGGGCAGGACGUUGACUGGAUAGAUACGGAGGACACGGAGUGGAACGGUUCCGGAAGCGGAUCCGGGGACAGCACGGACCAAGAUCCGAUCACGGACGACGAGGAUGGUUUCAAGGAGGGUUCAGGGUACGAGGCAAAGUAUUCGCCAGAGGCCCCCAAGCAAUCGCCACCGGCCGUUCAUUCGGAAGUGGUGCCUCCGAGGGUGGAGGUGGAUCAGAAGACGAGCGUCAUCGUCAACAACAACAACAACAACAACAACAACAACAAUGAUAACAACAACAGCAACAACAACGGCACGUCCAGCGUGGACAGCGGGGCGAGCAGACAGAAGAUAUCACUGUCACGCGCCCUGACGACGUACCUCGUGCCCAUAGUGGUGAUGUGGUUCGGUGGCUGCCUCACCGAGUGGCUGUGAUCGUGUUGGAAUAACGUGCAAGGAAACGGAUGUAAAUAAAUUAUCCCUUUGAAAAAGAAAAAGAGAAAAGAAA